UUGUUUUUGUGUGCUAUUCGUAGAUACCUUAGUAAAUAUCGAAUAACUUCUGUUACUGUGUUUAAUUUAUGUUAAAAUACCGUUUUUCAGUGAUAUUUGUGUGCUUUUGAUUGUUUUCAACGAUGUCUUCUAUGGAUUCUGACUUCUAGCAGUAAAAUAAAGUGUUUCUGUGCCCUUUCUAGGACGACCAGUGAAGUGACGCGCCAUUGUUGUGCUUAAGCCAAAUACAAGCUAAAAAUAAACUCUAAGCUUUUACAGCAAUUUAUAAACACACCUUCUUUUUCUUAUUUGUGAUGUACCCGCAUCCCACCAGCGCGGAAGAAGAACAGAGGACAAACUUGAUACCGAGUGUGAAGCUUCUUCAUUCAAAAAGGAAAGGGAUAUUUAUACACCCCUCUGCUAUGUACAGAAGUAGUGCACCGUGCUCGAAUAUAUGCGCAACGUUAACAACAAACAAUUUGAGAGGCUAAAUAUUUUCGUUAAAAGUUUGUAAAAAUGAAACUCUUAGAAAGCGGAAACCUUGAGGCGCUGAGCAGUGCCUUGUCCAUCCUGAAUGGAGACAGCGCUGUUCAAGGCCGAAUAGAGAGCUACAGCUGCAAAAUGGCAGGUGGAGAAAAAGCUUUCUACAAGCGCUUCACGGCUGAUGGAGAAACCACUCACAAUCUUCAGGCUUUAUCACCUCCAGAAGGUGUUUUGUAUAGCCGAAGUCUGUCGGGUGAUGAGGAGGGAGUACUCUGUGAUACAAUAUCUCGAAAAACUUUAUUCUAUUUGAUUGCCACACUGAAUGCUGCCUUUCCAGAUUAUGACUUUUCAAUGGCUAAGAGCAGUGAGUUCAGUGCAGAACCAUCUCUGAGUUGGGUGCAAGGUGCUGUGGAUGCAGCGCUGUCUGCUGUGGGAGGGAUGCGUUGGCGACAACUCAGACCAGCUUUAUGGGCUGCCAUUGAUGAGGAGGUACUCCUACCAGAGUGCCGUAUAUACAGCUAUAACCCUGAUUUGGCCAGCGAUCCAUUUGGGGAGCCUGGCUGUCUGUGGACAUUUAAUUAUUUCUUUUACAACAAGAAGCUGAAACGAAUUGUUUUCUUCACAUGUAGAGCAAUGAGCCCUGUUUGUGCUGAUUCUGGAGUUGAUUUCGCUAUGGACGAAGAUGAGGAGUAUAACUAAAGAUUUUUAUUCAUUUUUCUUUAUUCGGAUUAUAAUUUAAUUCAUAUUUUCUUGUAAUGCUAAUAAUAGAUUUUAGAUACAACUCAUAACUCAAGAAAAUAAAUUAACAAAAAACUAAAAAAAAAAGUCUAAGAUAGAAGAUCAAUUAAAAAAUGAUUAAGAUGUUAUUGGAAGAAGUGAAGGUCAGUUUAGAUUAUAUUUGUUUUAUAUCUGCUGACCCACAUGAAAUUACAAUUAUUUGUUAUGGAGUUUGUGUAGGUUCUAAUUAUAAUAAGCACUUGUGUUAUUGUUUUUGUAAUAGAUAUAAGAAAACCAUAAUUGAACUGUUCUCACUUAACUCACAUAAUUAUUAUUAAGAUAAUACACACUACACUCAGAAUUCAACUAAAUAUCUGUAUGAGUAAUAUUAUUUUCAAUAUAAUAUUGUAUUAAAAAUAUGAAAAUGCAAAAGAAUUAAUUUGCAGAAGAAUUUAUUAAUGUGAUAAAUAAUGUUUCCUCUUUAUUUUCUUUUGACUGACCUAAAAUAAAAAAUCC
Pararge aegeria (speckled wood butterfly) is the source of this 1695-nucleotide messenger RNA. It is a transcript of the gene Maf1, whose product is annotated as repressor of RNA polymerase III transcription MAF1 homolog. The coding region runs from base 496 to 1161 and encodes 221 amino acids. The transcript has 4 exons. Gene Ontology annotation, cellular component: nucleus. Gene Ontology annotation, molecular function: RNA polymerase III core binding. Gene Ontology annotation, biological process: negative regulation of transcription by RNA polymerase III. Lineage: Eukaryota; Metazoa; Arthropoda; Insecta; Lepidoptera; Nymphalidae. The record is from RefSeq and is a predicted model, not a curated record.